This is a messenger RNA of Daphnia carinata, 1248 nucleotides long. It is a transcript of the gene Mlf, whose product is annotated as myeloid leukemia factor-like. Gene Ontology annotation, biological process: regulation of DNA-templated transcription. The record is from RefSeq and is a predicted model, not a curated record. The transcript is spliced from 6 exons. Lineage: Eukaryota; Metazoa; Arthropoda; Branchiopoda; Diplostraca; Daphniidae. Bases 106 to 948 code for a protein of 280 amino acids. Gene Ontology annotation, cellular component: nucleus; cytoplasm.
AGAGCAGAAUUGAGUGAAAAUCCAUUGAACGCUGCAUACGGUUAUUGAGUGUUCGCACUGUGGAAGUACUGUCGAGAAACUCAAGUCAAAUUCAACUUUGCUAUCAUGUUUGGCUCAUUUCUUCGGGACUAUGGUGAAGAUCCGUUUUUUGCGGGAACAAAUCAGUUGAUGCGUCAGAUGGAUUCAAUGAUGAACUCCAUGAUGCAAGAUCCAUUUACAAAUAUGAUGCCAAUGCAUCACCAGAUGAUGUCUAUUCAGCCACCUCCUCAAAGGCACUCUGUUGGUUCCAUGGUUCCAUUCGGAGGAAUGCCAGGCUUUCCGAUGGGUAUGGUUGAUCCAUUUGGCAUGCCUUCAAUUGGGCAAAUGUUCCAGAGCUUUGGCCAGUCUGGUUUCGGUGGUGGGGCAAGCCCGAUGUAUAGCAGUAGUUCACUCAUGACAAUGACAACUGGUCCAGAUGGCCAGCCACAGGUGUACCAAGCUUCAACUACCACUCGCACAGCCCCUGGAGGUGUGAGAGAAGUUCAGCGCAGUGUGAGCGAUUCACGCAGCGGGGUUCGUAAAAUGGCUGUUGGGCGGCAUUUAGGAGAGCGUGGGCACGUCGUCGAGAAAGAACAAAACUACUAUACAGGAGACUCGGAAGAAAGAGAAGAUUUCAUAAACAUUGAAGAAGAAGAAGCGCAUCAAUUUGACGAGGAGUGGAACCGAAGAGCUCGCGUCCACCAGGGAAUGCAUGGUCCUUCUCGUGUAGAAAUGUCACGUCCACAUCACCAAUCCAAUUCAUCCAGCUAUAUGGGAGCACCUCUAGCCAUUACAGCUGGACCUAGCCAUGAAGUUGACCGACCAAGAUCUCGUCACUCGACUCAUUCACGCGGAUUGGGACCGGAUCGAAAUGCUAGAAAACGAGACGGAAAUCGUAGUGGAAAGAGUCGUCACGAGACUUCAAUGUAAAUUCUUGGUUAGGAAUAAAACUUCGAAAGGAAUCAAACUAUAAAACUCAAUAAAGCUCCAAAAUCGCCAAGUUUGACAUGCACGUAUUUACCUGCAACAUGUAUCCCUCCUGAAGUGUUGAGCAAAUCCUUUUUCUUAUCUGCUUCUUACUUCACCUUAGUUCUGUUGAUCUGUUACUUUAGAAUCUCACACUCUCGUACUAUGAAAUAAAAAACUUCAAAACGGAAUUUGUUAGUCAUUAGCAUAUAGGCAAACGCGAAUCGUGAUCGGUGUCGGAAAUACAAUAGCCCAAAACAUUAA